Molecule: messenger RNA, 4767 nt
Organism: Guillardia theta CCMP2712
Lineage: Eukaryota; Cryptophyceae; Pyrenomonadales; Geminigeraceae
Exons: 5
Coding region: 1-4767 (1588 amino acids)
Source: RefSeq, a predicted model, not a curated record
AUGAACAUCCCGGAGUCCUGGGUGGGUGCCAAGCGCAGCCAGGGCCAGCCGGUGGAGUCCGAGCCGUCCGCAUCGAAGAAGAAGAAGAAGCGCAUGGUGGUGGAGAAGAAGGCAGAGGCGAAGGCAGAGGCGAAUACAGAGAAGAAGACAGAGACGAAAAAGGAAAAGAAAGCAGAGGCCAUCCCCAUAGAACCAGUGGAGACCGUCUUCUCCCUCGGCGCCGAAGAACCAGCGCCCUGCCCGGAGGUGACGCCCGAGGACCUCGAGGGGAUGCCAUCGCAAGAGUCCGGGGUCUACAACGAGCUGCGCUGCGCGAUCCACGAGAGCGGCAGCAGCGGCCCGGCGCAGACCCUCUCGCUGGACAGCGUCAUCUCACGGCAGCCCUACAUCAAGAUGAUGCAGAACCUGUUCGGGGCGUACGACGAGAGCUGCUUCUCGCAGGUCCCGCCGGUGAAGAUCGUGACGAAGGCGUGGGAGGAGACGCACAUGCGGGAGCCGCACCCGGACGAGCGGCCGUGCUCCAUGGGCAUCAACUGCGAGUGCAUGUUCAUCGACCCCGCGCUCCCCUUCACCUGCGUGGAGUUCCGGCUGCCAAAUGAGCCCCUCCCGAACGAACAGCAGCUCUGUGUCCUGUGCCUCCGGAAGCUCACGCAGAGCAUGUUCUAUGACAUCGUGUACCAGGGGAACCGCUUCAACGGGGUGAUCCAGAGCCACGGCAACAUCUGCGACCAGCCCGGGGAGUACGCGAGGCAGGUGAUGCUCUCAUGCCCCAUCGGCGGGCCGGUGCACUGCAUGCCGCUCCCCAUCGUCUCCCACCAGCGGAACCGCUACUCCGUCGUGCUGAACAACGUCGGGGUGAAGCACCUGAAGCAGCACCGCGUGGCGUGGGAGGAUUUUCGAUCGACCCCUCCUGGGCCCGUCGCCGUGAUGCGACCGGGGAGGGAGCCGCUCGACAUCCACCCGCUCGGGUGCCUGUCGGAGGCCGACCUGCCGCCCCGCGGAGGGUGGGUCCCAGGGGGGGGAUUCCAGGAAACCUUCCAAGAAUCAUCCCAAGAAGUAGGCAGUUUCUGUCCGGAGGACCCGGUCCUGGACGCGGAGCUUGCGGGGCUGCAUGUGCUCCUCCAUGCCGGGGAGACGAGGGCGCAGCUGCUCAUCGACGCCCGCCUGCUGGCGUGCUGGCUGGCCACCACAGCGCCGGGGCUCUACAGGAGCGUGCCGCGGGAGUCGCUCGUCCCGCACCCGUCCUCGGCCUACCACCACAAGAACCUGCCGGACAUCGGGCGCUUCAUCCUGCAGAGCCUGGCGCACCGCGACUGGAAGACGAACCUCAUCGUCAACGUCAUCUGCAACAGCAUGCCCUGCCUGAAGCGGAACCGCGUGGCGUUCCUCGACAAGGACGCGUUCGCCCACCCCCACGCGACCGUGCUCAUCAACAUCCUGCACGGCCUGCUCCUGGGGCUCUACCCGAGCACGGCCAAGCGCCCCGCCUUCCGCUGCAGGGUGAGGCUCGCCGGGGAGCUGCGCGCCCUGCUCUGCGCCCCGCUGCGCGCCCAGGCGGAGUUCCUGCAGGGCCACCUCCCGCUGCUCAAGCUGUCGAUGAUGGAGUACCUCUGGCACGCCUGCGGCACGUACCUGACGACAGAACUCGACGCCAUCUCCCACGUCCACGGCAUGGCCACCUUCAUGGAGAUCUGCCCCAACAUCUGCGACGGGUUCCGGCAGGAGGGCCUCCAGGACUCCCGCUGGACGUGGGACUCCCUGAGCGCCGUCGCCGCCACCUUCGUCGAGCGCUGCGUCCGGACGUGCAAGUUCCGCAUGGGGAGGGCCAGGGCCGACGCGGAGGGCCACGCGUUCUGGGCGCUGCCCUGGAAGCCGUACCCGGUGCGCCCCCCGAACACCCCCCACCAGGAGCCGCUGCACACCCCAGGUGGACAGGACCCUCCCUGCCCGUACCUGACCAAGCCGGGCCAGGAGGCGCUCCAAACCCCACAACCCCCCGUCGCCAAGUGGAAGCGCAUCGCCCCAUCCCAGUCCCACCUCUUCGAAGUCGCCCGGGAGAUGCACGUCGCGCAGGCCCCCGGCGUGCUCUGGAGCGUCUACUCCGAGCUCCACCCCCACCUCUCCGUGGAGGACUUCCACCUCAUCGAGCACCUCCACGCCCGCUGCCGCGUCCACCCGCUGCCCUGCAACCUCGCCGCCACGCAGGCCCGCAUGCUGCUCGAGACCUACGGGCAGGACCACGCCCAGCUCGCCAGCGUCUCCCGCGUGCACCUCUGCCUCCGCUGCUGCAACAAGCCCAACGCCGACGCCAUCUCCACGAAGCUCCGCCUCUGCAUGCACACCGGCAGGCUGAUCUGCGUCUCCUGCGCCUCCCACCUCCCCGUCGUCGCCGUGGACCUGCUCGGGAAGGUCCUCGUCGUGCAGGGCGUCACCUACUACCUCUGCCCGGUCUGCGGCGGGUGCAAGCGCUGGGCCUUCAGCGGCACGGAGUUCACCUGCGUCGACUGCGGGCACCGCCCCGCCCCGCCCCCGCCCCGCCCCGCCCCCAGGCGCUGCCUCCACUGCAGCAAGACCAACGGCCUCGAGCGGACCACCCUCCUCUUCGCCGACCUCGGCGCCCGCAUCCAGGUCUCCCUCUGCUCCAGGCACGCCCUCCCCGCCCACGUCUCCCGCUUCGUCCGCGACGUCGGCGACUACUGCAGGGCCGCCCGCGCCUGCGAGGCCGAGAGGGCGGAGGCCCGCCUUUGCAGGGGCAGGCGGAGUCAACCCCGAAUCGGGACAAAGUACAAACAAAAUGUCCAGGCCGUGAAUCGCCCACGGUCCCCACAGAGCUACAGUCAGGCUCUGCAACCUGCAGCGGAUCAACCGGCUCUCACCGACGCAGACAAGAGACAGAAGUACAGAGACUUUCAACAGUUCCAACACGAAUUGAUAGAGAGAGUCCAGUCGUUGUCCUGUUACGCCAAAAAGGAUCCAUCCUAUGUAAGGGACGGCAUGCGGACGAUGACCGAACUGUUCAAAACAAUGUCAGAGGUAUUCUACAACAACGAAGGAGUACUUCAGAACAAACCAAUCGAUGCUUCAGAUAUUGGUUGUGUGAAUGUCGCCAUGCGCGCACUCAUAAUCUCUGAUUUCGAGAACGUCAAAUACCUGCAGGACAUGCGGGUAUACGACUCCUUGAAGACAGAGGUGGCGUACCUCCGUGCUUACUUCCGUUCCAACCAGCUGCACCGUAAACUGUUUGAAGACAAAGAUAUGGAUGCGUACAAUGGAGGACAAGAGCAGAUUGUCCAGGACAUGAUCAACACCCUCUUUGACGAUGAAAAAUACAGUCAAAUCGAGGAUAUCGAUUUCACGGAGGGAGAUGCCAUCUAUGUCCUGAAGAAUGCGCAGAAGAAUAUGCUCACAGAGCUCCUGGAUGCAAUUUACGGUGAUCAGAAACUCAAAGAUCACCAUGCAAAUAUCCAGCAAUGGAAGGAUAUGGUCCAUAAUGACAGUUAUGCGUCUGUCAUCGAGUAUCUUGGAAACGUUCAGGAAAGAUCUGCCUUGCUGAAAAAGAAGAUCAAUUCACAGCUGGUCAAGAUCAAGUCCAUUGCAGAGCUAGAGGUUAUGGUCCGAUCCUUGUAUGUCGAAGGAUUUAUCUUCGUCCGUACUGGUAUCCUGAAGAUAGUGAAAUGGAUCAAGCACACUUCUCAACACCCACUGGAAGUCCAGGGACAGGAUACUCCGAUCUAUCCCAAAGAAAUGACAGAUGAGCUUACCUAUCUAGUUGAUAAUCGCAAGGCCGACGGUGACGGCGACUCUGACAGUAGCGAAGAGAUGGUUCAGGAGACCCAGAAGUCGGUGAAGAGGCUGAAGAAGACACUGGAAAUGCUACCGGAUGGAUACAAUCUGAAACGGGAGGUGACACCCCUUUACCAGCAGCUCAUCGAAAAGUAUGAAAACCAUAUGAAGAUCUACAAACCUUACCGGACGCACAAUCACUCCCGAGAGGACGAUAAACGGGACCUUUACAAGCGCAAGAACACGCAUGCAUGGGAUGAGCGCGGAAAGAGGGUAAAACCGUCACCCAUAGAAGCUUCCAUCUGGUGCGGUGUUUCGAGAAGAAUGCAAACGGUGCCGUGCGAGGUGGUGAGGGUGCGGGUGUCGUGCAGAGAUCCAAUGCCGCUUGGAGCGAAGCCGCCGGGCUCGGUACCCGUUAGGAUUCUGGAUAAACCCCAGAAGGUUAGAAUGGCAGUAUUACUGAGAGCUUUCAUCGAUACAACAAAAUUCAUUCAAGCAUACAUGGAUUCCAACAUGCUCACUCUUCAUAGAUGGUACAAGAUUGAUUUCAAAGACAAUCUGACAAGCAUCUUGCGCAUGUAUGAAGAAGCUUGGAACGGAUUGGAUGCCAAUACCAAGAAAUCUUCUUUCGACUCAUACAAGCCUUUGGAGUUUCAUAUCGAACACCCACCUGAAACGAUACUAUUUGAUUACCAUGAACUAAACGUACUCUACGCUAUCCUGAAGUGCCUGAUAGACCAGAAGGCCGGUGUGUCCUAUUUCGACGACAUGGGUAUUCGAUGGAAGACUGACAUAAGGGAAAACAUGAACGUUUGUAUCAAUCCUAUCUUGAAGUUGAUGAAGAAAAAGCAAGAAGAAGGAUGGAAUCCCGAUCCCAAUGAGUACUUGAACGUGAUAACCAAUUGGCCCAUCGAGGGGUGGCCCGAUAUCCGUAAAACAGAGCCCAUGGAUCUUGACCACCGCUUCCUGCCCCGUUAUGGCUAA